AUGGAAGAAAUCACAAACUCCUCCUCGAUCACCAAUGAGCCGUUGUCUGCUGGCGUUCUGGUCGUUGGAUACGAUUUUUCGUUCAAUGGGUCCAGUGUAGCGUUGUGUCAUUGGUCGGGUUUUUCAUUAACGUCAUUCGAGGAUUUCCGCCGUUUCAGUGGAUCGCCACCAUUAGUGGUUUACUGUAUGCUACAGAUCAUCGUUGGCUGGUCAGUAUCACGUUUUGGACUGUAUGGUUUGUUGGAGCCAACUGAGGUGAAGCACAGCGUUCUGAACUACAUAGGAGUGAUCGUCACUCUAAUUAGCGGUGUUCUCUUCAUAUUCGUCAAACAAGCGAAUGAAAGAUCGCUAGCGGAUGGUACUGAUGUCGAUGAAACUGCACAAGAAUUGACUAUCAAGGCUGAAUGUCGAGGUGAACACGUUGUCCUCAACACGACAAGUGAUUCGAACACUUCUGAAACAACAGAGAAGAGAAAUCAGUGCAGGAAAAAACCACAGUUGGUUGGAAUUGCGAUGAUGGGCGAAGUUCUUCGUAAAAAAUUUAGAUACCUUCUAAUGACAAUGGGACUUGCCACACUCCAUGGUUUGAUGAUGACACCUAUAGAAAAGUUGAAACAACGCCAUCCUUCAGAAGAUCUUUAUCAAGCGCUCGAUUAUGUGUGGUCAUUCUAUUCCUCCGUAUUCGUGGCUUCGACAAUCUACUUCUUCUUGUAUUGCGUGAUCCGACGUAAGGAAGCCUAUGUGAAUAGCGCCCUGGUGCUACCAUCCGUCGGGUACGGUGUGCUAUGGACGACUGGAAUGACAAUGUGGAUGCUUUCUAGUGGUGUACUAUUGCAAGUGAUCGCCUAUCCGAUCGUUACCAGAGUAUGUAUUUGA
Angiostrongylus costaricensis is the source of this 876-nucleotide messenger RNA. NCBI's taxonomy places the organism in Eukaryota, Metazoa, Nematoda, Chromadorea, Rhabditida, Metastrongylidae. The record is from the annotation of a GenBank genome assembly.